UUACGACUUGGAGCGGAAUAUCGUUAUUAUCCUUGCCCAUUGGAGUGAGGGGCUUAACAAUUCACCUUAAAAAUCGUACAACGGACGUUAUGUUUCCUAGAAAUCGAUACGACCAAGUUAUAAAAGGACUUCAUAAUUCGAACGAUCACGUCUUAGCUUAUGCCUCAAAUUUUAGUAUAACCGCUGAUUCACAUUUAGUUUGCAUACAAACAAAUACUAGUGACGAGAGCAGUUAUCAAACGCAAGCGAUAAACAUUCACAACAAACCAAGAACAGUAACUGGCGCCAGUUUCAUCGUCAUCAAUGGUGCUCUAAAAUCUUCCAUGGGUCUUUCUGCCAAAUCCAGUAUUGUUGAGGAUGGAUUAAUGGUAGAAAUAAUGCCAGAGAAAAUGGAAGCUUUGAAAGCUGCUCUCAAAAACAUGCAAGAUUUUUCGAUCGGUUGUGGACGUCAGGGAGCAUUGGAACCGGACGAAGUUGUAAACAUAAAGUGGGUCGAUAAUGAUAUGCUGUUUAAUCUAAGUGUUAAAAGUCCCAUUGAUGGACAAUUAAUGGAUGGUAUACCAUCUAUUAGAGUGCAUAAUGGUAUUGAUUAUAAAGGUGCAACCCGAUUUAUACGCUGGACGGAAGUAUUUAUUAUAAAAUCAGAUGAUCACUCGAGUGGCGUGAAUGAUCCUGUAGAUAUAAAUAAACUAUCUGGCAAUAUAGCAAAAGCGACAUGUGCAGCAUUAGUUAAAUUACUGGAUCUUCUGGCAACAGCAGGUUUAACAAAGCUUGGUGUGCGGACAACGAUUCAUCCAGAUAACGUGGGAUAUGAAGCUGGAAGCGAAGGAACAAAAUUACCGCCAAUAUAUAUGAAAAGUUUAGACAAUGAAUUGAUUCAAGUUUUACAUAAAGCUGUGCAAAGCAGUCAGGAUGCAUAUACCGUGCUUGAAUUGAUAUUUUAUGUGCUUGAGGAUUAAAAGGGAUAUACAGUCGCUGAUAAUAUUGAAAAAUUUUCAUUGAACUGGGAAGAUGUGCAAUUGCGUUGAACAUCAUGGUGUAGUGAUUAUAUAAUUUCUAUGUUAUUUUUUAUUGUAUAUUUUGUUUCAUAUUAUUUCCAAUUUGACUAUUAAAACCGUGAAUGAAAUAUUUUUAAU
Molecule: messenger RNA, 1136 nt
Organism: Trachymyrmex cornetzi
Lineage: Eukaryota; Metazoa; Arthropoda; Insecta; Hymenoptera; Formicidae
Product: zinc finger FYVE domain-containing protein 9
Exons: 6
Coding region: 90-959 (289 amino acids)
Biological process (GO): endosomal transport
Cellular component (GO): early endosome membrane
Source: RefSeq, a predicted model, not a curated record